AUGUCGGACCCCGUCGGCGAAAAGGCAGGCUACGCUAGCGGCACCAGCGACGAUGGCUCUCAGUCUGCGGCGGAGAUCUUCGAGCGUCCUACCGGGCUCAAGGGCGUCUACUACCAUCCGCUCACCCAGGUCUCGAUGCUGGGUUUCGUCUGCUUCAUGGGCCCCGGUCUUUUCAACGCGCUCAAUGGCCUGGGCGCGGGUGGUCAGGUCGACAGCACGACUAGCGCAAAUGCGAACGUCGCCCUCUACGCGACCUUUUCCUUUUUUGCUUUCUUUGCCGGCUCUAUCAACAACACGCUCGGCCCAAAGCUCACGCUCCUCAUCGGAAGCACUGGCUACGCGCUCUACAUUGGCUCCUAUCUCGCCGUGAACAUCCACAGCCACGCUGGGGCCUUCGUUAUCACGGCCGGCGCCAUCCUCGGUAUCUGCGCCGGCCUCCUCUGGACGGCCCAGGGCUCCAUCAUGCUGGCUUAUCCGACCGAGAGCGAGAAGGGAAAGUACAUCGGCGUCUUUUGGGCUAUCUUCAAUCUGGGCGGCGUUGUCGGUGCUUCGGUGUCCCUAGGACAAAACUUCCAUUCUACGGCCAACGCAGUUGGAAACGGAACCUAUAUCGGUUUCCUCGUGCUGACCCUCAUCGGGGUGACCAUCCCGAUGCUCAUGGCCGAUCCUAACAAGAUGAUCCGCACCGACGGCACAAAAGUCACCGCGCCGCGCCAGCCCUCCUGGCAGACCGAGUUGUACGGGCUCUACGUCGCGCUGAAGACCGACCCCAUGGUCGUCCUCCUUUUCCCCAUGUUCUUCGCCUCAAACUGGUUCUACACAUGGCAGUUCAACGACUACAACGGCGCGCUGUUCAACAUCCGCGCGCGCUCGCUCAACAACCUCGUCUACUGGCUCUCGCAGAUCGUCGGGUCGAUCGCGAUCGGGCUCCUCCUCGACCAGCGCCGCCUCGCGCGCCGCUUCCGCGCCUUCUCGGGCUGGCUCGUCCUCCUCCUCAUGGUCUUCGUCAUCCACAUCUGGGCGUACUUCUACCAACGGAACUACACGCGCGAGUCGAUCCCGCCCGAGGCCGCAAAGAUGGACAUCCACGACCACGGUUAUGCGGGCCGUAUUUGGCUGUAUAUCUUCUGUGGUCUGCUGGACGCGAUGUGGCAGACGACCGCGUACUGGAUGAUGGGUGCCAUGUCCAACGACCCCGCGAAGCUCGCCUACUUUACCGGAUUCUACAAGUCGAUUCAAUCGGCGGGUGCGGCGGGCGUCUGGCGCGCAGACGCCGUGAAGCUCCCCUACAUGAACAUCUUCAUCUCCACCUGGGUCCUGCUCGUCGCAGGCCUCAUCUUCGCCCUCCCCAUGAUCGUCAUGCGCGUCAAGGACCACACCGAGCUCGUCGACGAGGCCGUCGCGCGCAUGGACGAUUCGGGGCACGUACAGCCAGCAGACAUUUAG
Heterobasidion irregulare TC 32-1 is the source of this 1446-nucleotide messenger RNA. RefSeq lists its product as uncharacterized. The record is from RefSeq and is a predicted model, not a curated record. The coding region runs from base 1 to 1446 and encodes 481 amino acids. The transcript is spliced from 11 exons. Lineage: Eukaryota; Fungi; Basidiomycota; Agaricomycetes; Russulales; Bondarzewiaceae.